UCAUCAUUGACCACAAAAAGGAGUUGAUAGGGCAAAAUCGCACAUUUCCUUCCCAGAAGAGACCCUGCCGGUGCCGGUUGGGGCCGCUGAACAUGAGCUAAGCUAAGAUAGAUUAGACAGAUCUUGGCCGCCGUCUCUUCCUCCUCCUCCUCCUCCUGAGAAUUCGGCACCGGUUCAAGAUGUCUGUCGAGCUGCUGACGAAAUUUCUCACGAUUCUGUUCGGGUACGCCAUGCCGGCGAUGGAGUGCUUCAAGGCGAUCGAGCAGCGGACCGGCCGGACCGAUCAGCUCCGGUUCUGGUGCCAGUACUGGAUCAUACUAGUCAUGCUGGUCAUAUUCGACGAAAUCGCGGGCGCUCUGGUAUCAAAGAUACCGAUGUUCUAUGAACUCAGGCUCGCCUUCCUCGUCUACCUAUGGUACCCCCAGACAAGGGGAACUGACAUCGUGUACGAGACCUUCGUGCGGCCGCUGGUGAUGCAGUACGAGCCCAACAUCGAGGAGAGGCUGCGCUACCUGCGGGCCAACGCCGGCGACCUCAUCGUCUUCUACCUCAAGAACUUCACCGACAGAGGAUACGAGAUGUUCCUUCGGGUACUCGACUACGUCCGCUCGCAGGCGACCAGUGGCUCAAAGACAAGGAGGUUCUUCUCGUUCCGAGGGGACAGAGCGGAGAGGCCGAGCUUCCUCGAAGAUGACUACGUCCCCGGCGGCGAUCGGAGGGGAGCUGCCAGGCAGCGGCGACCACGAGGUGGUGAUUACUGAUUACUAGCGGACAAUGACUCAAGGAGAGUUCGUCGUAGGAGGAUAGAAGUGCAAAAAAGUACUCCAUGUAGGAAAAAAAUCACUGUGUAAAAAAGGAAAUUUGACUCGAACAAGAGCGCAUUGAUUGUGGAUAUUUAGGUGAUAGGUUUCCAUGUACCCCAUGGUCAGGCUGAUUAUUAGUUUACUACACAAUAUAUAGUUUGUUGUGAUUAUGUAUUCAAUAAUGUGAUUAGUGUUGAUGCCAAUUUUCUAUCAAUCUAAUUUGGAACUUUUAGUGGGAA
Molecule: messenger RNA, 1042 nt
Organism: Lolium perenne
Lineage: Eukaryota; Viridiplantae; Streptophyta; Magnoliopsida; Poales; Poaceae
Product: putative HVA22-like protein g
Source: RefSeq, a predicted model, not a curated record